UAACAUCUACUAAUGGCAUAUUUUAUUUUUUGGCUUUUACAUAAUCAACAGUAGGUAAUAGAUAAAUAUUAUUCUUUUUAUUAUACAUUUUAUUUACUUUUUAUAUUAUCGCUUAUUUUGAAAAUGACGAAUUUCAUAAAUGAAGGAUUGCUUAUAAUUACACAAAAAAUGUGUAUAAUAGCUUUGACUAUUUGUGCUUUCAUUCUAUUGUCAUCACAAAUACGAACUUGUCCACUGAUCGAAAAUGGCUCGAAGAUCUAUCCAUUUGAUAUCAAAUUUUACCAAUCGUCGGUACUUUUCUUGACUGCAGCUGCUAUAUAUAUAGUCGAAUGUGAUAUAUGGUCUAAGUAUAUAAAACCAAAAAAUAGACUUAUUCAAUUUCUUGCAGAGCUGUUUAUUAUGACAAUUGGUAUAAUAAUUGUCUAUGCUCUAUUUUGGCAUCCAAUAGUCAUAACUACAUCUAUAAUUAAUGAUAAAUUGAGUGUUCUAACACAUAAAUGGUUGGGAAGUGUGAAUAUAUAUAAAAAAAGCAUUCCAAUUUGCAUGAAAACCAUUCACAGUACGAACAUCCAUUGCAAUAUAUUAAGCGUGACAUUAUUAUAUCAUGUAGUCAAAAAGUUUGGAAAGAAUGACUUACGACGUAUAAGGUGUUCGUUUUGAAGUAAUUAUACCUAACUCGAAUCUGUAUGUCGAUAAGCUCAUAGCUGCUAUAUACAGGUGAACAAUAUCGAAAGUAUAAUCCUUGCAAAACAAAACAACUAUAUCAUGUAUACCUAUGUAUAAUUAGUAUUUGAAAU
This is a messenger RNA of Acyrthosiphon pisum (pea aphid), 797 nucleotides long. RefSeq lists its product as uncharacterized. NCBI's taxonomy places the organism in Eukaryota, Metazoa, Arthropoda, Insecta, Hemiptera, Aphididae. The record is from RefSeq and is a predicted model, not a curated record. The transcript has 4 exons. The coding region runs from base 124 to 660 and encodes 178 amino acids.